UAAAGUGCGAAAUUUGCAACAAAAUUUUUUACUUCCAUUUUUGCGUUGAAUUUAUCGUAAUCUAUUAGUCAUAUAUUAAGCUAGGGUUAUAAACAGUGCUCCAGUUUUGAAUCGGCAAUCCAAUUGCGUUAUUUCAGCCGUGUACAUAGUCUAAAAUUUCUUCCCCACAUGUCGUCGUCUCUACGUGCUUAAGUUGUGUGUUAAAAGCAACCACAAAUAUAUGCAUUGAUAUAAACCAAAGUAUAAUCAAAGAAUACCCCAACGGAGAAGCAAAAAACAAAAGGAAACUGCGAAGGAAGCAAAGUCAACGAGCGCUUAACGUCCUCUUCUUUUCAUUUGUUCGUCGGCGUUUUUUUUUGUUGUACAUGCAGUGUUAGAAAGCUCCUGUGGCGACAGCGAAAAGAAACCGCGCUUAACUCCUCCACAAAACACAAAAACGGCAACACAACAACAACACACAUACACGCACAACAGCGCGAGCGCGGCUCCUUGGCCUUCUUUCUGCUAGUGUGUGGUUGUUGUUGCUGCUGCUGCUUGUGCCGCCGCCGUCGCUGCUUUAUCGACGCAAACUGUUCAACUGUCAUGGCCGGUAAUGGAGAGGCGUCCUGGUGCUUCUCACAGAUUAAGGGCGCCUUGGACGAUGAUGUCACAGAUGCGGAUAUCAUAUCCUGCGUGGAAUUCAAUCACGAUGGCGAGCUGCUGGCCACCGGCGACAAGGGCGGUCGCGUCGUCAUCUUUCAGCGUGAUCCUGCCUCGAAAGCCGCCAAUCCGCGACGCGGCGAAUACAAUGUCUAUUCGACAUUCCAAUCGCACGAGCCCGAAUUCGAUUACCUCAAGUCGCUGGAGAUCGAGGAGAAGAUCAACAAAAUCCGAUGGCUGCAACAGAAGAAUCCCGUGCACUUUCUGCUUUCCACCAACGACAAGACGGUCAAGUUGUGGAAGGUCAGCGAGCGCGACAAGUCCUUUGAGGGCUACAACACGAAAGAGGAGAACGGUCUGAUCAGGGAUCCCCAAAAUGUAACCGCCUUACGAGUUCCUUCUGUGAAGCAGAUACCGCUUAUGGUGGAGGCCUCGCCGCGUCGCACCUUCGCCAAUGCACACACCUAUCACAUAAAUUCAAUUAGCGUUAAUUCCGAUCAAGAGACGUUCCUCUCCGCCGACGAUUUGCGCAUCAAUCUCUGGCACUUGGAGGUGGUCAAUCAGAGCUACAACAUUGUCGACAUAAAGCCAACCAACAUGGAAGAGCUCACGGAGGUGAUCACUGCAGCUGAAUUCCAUCCGACGGAGUGCAAUGUGUUCGUCUACUCGAGCUCCAAGGGCACAAUACGUUUAUGUGAUAUGCGUUCGGCGGCGUUAUGCGACCGGCACAGCAAACAGUUCGAGGAGCCCGAGAAUCCAACGAAUCGCAGUUUCUUCAGCGAGAUAAUCAGCUCCAUCAGCGAUGUUAAGCUGAGCAAUUCAGGGCGGUAUAUGAUAUCCAGGGAUUAUCUGAGCAUCAAGGUGUGGGACUUGCAUAUGGAAACGAAGCCGAUUGAGACCUAUCCGGUCCACGAAUACCUGCGCGCUAAGCUGUGCUCGCUGUAUGAGAACGAUUGCAUUUUCGACAAGUUCGAGUGCUGUUGGAACGGCAAGGAUAGCUCGAUCAUGACUGGCAGCUAUAAUAACUUUUUCCGUGUCUUUGAUCGCAACUCGAAAAAGGAUGUCACGCUGGAGGCCUCCAGGGACAUUAUUAAGCCCAAGACGGUGCUCAAGCCGCGAAAAGUUUGCACUGGCGGCAAACGGAAGAAGGACGAGAUCAGCGUGGACUGUCUCGACUUUAACAAGAAAAUUCUUCACACCGCCUGGCAUCCGGAAGAGAAUAUCAUUGCUGUGGCUGCGACCAACAAUCUAUUCAUAUUUCAGGAUAAAUUUUAGCCAACACUCUAUGAACCAGAAUACACCAGAAUCACACACCCACAACAACAGCAGCAACAACAACAACAAAAAACACGCCUGAGCCUCAGCCACAGCAGGAGCCAUUGCCCUUGCAGCAGUCGCCUCAUUUUAUUUCUAAUGUUAAUUCGAUUGUUUUCCCAUUCAAUUCAAAUGAUUUGUUGUUUGUUAAAUUAUACCUCUCUCAGGCCCCCCCCCCCCCCCCCCCCCCCCCCCCCCCAACCCUUCCAUACCUGUACCCCAACAAAAUCUUAAAAACAAAACAUAAUGCCAUAGCAAAUGAUUUGUACAUUUUUUGCGCAUUGUUCAGGCGCCCGCAACAAAUGUGGAACAAAAAGAAAACUUAAGAGAAAUGAUGAAGUUGAGAUAGUUCGAGAGAGAAGGAAAGAAGCGGAAACAAAUUUUUUAUACAUAACAUUUAUAAAUAAAUAGCGUAAAGUUGAUUUCUUGUAGCGCAAUUGAAAAGGCAACAAUAAGAGGUACCACUAAAGUUUCAUGAUUACUGAUAAAAGAACAGAUGAUUUUCCCUAAAAUUAUGUAUAAUUAGAGAAGCCAGCGCCCAAGUAUUUGUAAUACAAAUUAUUAAUAAUAAUAUACAACAAAAACAUAAACAACAAAAAAACAAUGAUAAUGAUUAUGAUGAUUAUGAUUAUGAUGAUGAAAUGCAAUGCAUACUGUAAUAUUCUUUCUGUUUGCUUGUUAAGUUUAAGGGAGAAAUGAAAACGAAAAAAAGUCAAGUCAAGGAACCCUGUUAGCUCUUUUCUAUACACACACAUAUAUACAAAUACUACACACACACAACCACACAUAUAUAUCUGAUUGUUUAUGCGCUUUCGACCAAGUUCAUUCCAUGCUACAAUAAUAUCAGAGAGAUGAUGUCAAAGUUUUGUGUCUCAUCAGAAUAGCUCUGGAGUUUGUCUCUCAGUCAUUGCCUGCUCCUCGCUCAUGCGACGAAGCACAGCAAACAAUUCAAAAUGCUCAUUUAUAAACACACUUUUUAUUCACUAAGAAGAAUCCAGAGGAAUAGAGGCAGUGAGGAAGAAGUAAGAGUAUGAAUAAAAUGCGUUGAUAUAAACGAUACAACACACAUUUAUAAAGCAAAACGGCAGCCUAAGUUUAACCUCUAAAUUUAGUGCUACCAAUUCGUUUAAUU
Drosophila guanche is the source of this 3085-nucleotide messenger RNA. RefSeq names its product protein phosphatase PP2A 55 kDa regulatory subunit (gene tws). The transcript is spliced from 6 exons. Gene Ontology annotation, molecular function: protein phosphatase regulator activity; protein binding. NCBI's taxonomy places the organism in Eukaryota, Metazoa, Arthropoda, Insecta, Diptera, Drosophilidae. Bases 583 to 1914 code for a protein of 443 amino acids. The record is from RefSeq and is a predicted model, not a curated record. Gene Ontology annotation, cellular component: protein phosphatase type 2A complex; cytosol. Gene Ontology annotation, biological process: peptidyl-serine dephosphorylation.